Messenger RNA from Corythoichthys intestinalis (scribbled pipefish), 1335 nucleotides. It is a transcript of the gene apoeb, whose product is annotated as apolipoprotein Eb. Gene Ontology annotation, molecular function: lipid binding. The record is from RefSeq and is a predicted model, not a curated record. The transcript has 5 exons. Bases 121 to 951 code for a protein of 276 amino acids. Gene Ontology annotation, cellular component: extracellular region; intermediate-density lipoprotein particle. Gene Ontology annotation, biological process: lipoprotein catabolic process; negative regulation of neuron apoptotic process; cholesterol catabolic process. NCBI's taxonomy places the organism in Eukaryota, Metazoa, Chordata, Actinopteri, Syngnathiformes, Syngnathidae.
GGCCUGAACACGUGCUAACUCCUCCCGCCCUCCCCCAGCCUCCUAUAUAACAGCGAGACACCGGUAACCUCAACACGGAAGAAACUCAACAGUUUCAGGUGUAUCUGUCAGCAACUGAUCAUGAAGGCUGUAGCUCUCGUUCUUGCUUUGGCAGUCAUCACUGUCAGCAAUGCCCGUGUGGUACCCCAGGCCGAUGCCACUGCAGACCGCUGGGUGGAGACCGUGGACCGCUUCUGGCAGUACGUCUCCGAGCUGAACCAGAAGGCCGAUGGAGUCGUGCAAACCAUCAAGACCUCGCAGCUCAACCGGGAGCUUGACACCCUGAUCACAGACACCAUGGCAGAACUGAAUACGUACAAAGAAGACAUCCAAACCAAGCUGACUCCAUUCGCAACAGACUCCACAGGCCAGCUGACCGCUGACCUGCAGCUGCUGGGCAACCGACUCCAAAAGGACAUGCUGGAUGCCAAGGAACGCAGCACCGUCUACCUGGGUGAGCUCAAGGCCAUGAUGGAUCAGAACUCUGGCGAUGUGCGUGGCCGCAUCAACGCCUACACCAACAAGCUGAGGAAGCGCCUCAGCAAGGACACCGAUGACAUUCGCAACACCGUGGCCACCUACCUAAGUGAACUCCAGUCCCGUACCUCCCAGAACAUGGACACCGUGAGGCAGCAAGUGCAGCCCUACAUCCAGCAGGCUGGCGAUAGCGCUUCCAAGAAGAUAAUCGACCUCUCUACCGUGCUGAAGACCCAGGCUGAAGGUCUCGGCCAGCAGCUGGAGACCCAGGCCGAGGGCCUCAAGACCCAGCUGGAAGCCACUGCCGAGGAGCUCCGUACCUCCUUGGAGGGCAAGAUCGACGAGCUGACCGAGCUCUUUGCCCCGCUCGCCACCCAGAUCCGUGAGAAGUUCGACACCAUUGUCGAAACGGUCAAGGAGGCUGCCACGGCCUAAUGAGUGACACUUUAAGGGAAAGAAGAGAGGUGGUUUCCAAGGCCUUGGUAGAAAAGGAGGAGGAAAUUGAGAGUUACUGAUUCCAUCUUCACUUUUGAUGCUCUCCAGUGUCAAGUUCAGAAGAGAGUGUUUCUCAUUCUUGUAAAUAAAUAUUCACUGAGUGGGCCUUACUCUAAUGCAACAAAAUGUCUUUCGUUUCAAGUCUUUCAUUUCAAUAAACACUUUUUCCUCACCCACUCGAAGUCUCUAUGACUAUGGGAUGCAAUAAUGACAAUCAGCCACUAGGUAGCGCUGCCUUGCUUGUUUGUGCUAUGUAACUUUUCCAGCAAGUCACAUUGUAUAACGGCUUCUGCUCUGUGGCCAGUAAAUAAAGUCAGAAAAUUG